AAAGGUAUCAUCGCUAUUACUAAAAAGAUUCAAAAGAUAACUUUACAUCCUACUGCAGAAUUAUUUAAAGAACGCCUUGAAAGUUAUGUUGAAAAGCAUUCUAGAGAAUAUAUUAAAGAUAUUAGAAAAUACCGUUGGGAUUCUCAUUUUUAUUCAGAAUAUAUGACUAUCAUAAGUAACUAA
This is a messenger RNA of Funneliformis caledonium, 183 nucleotides long. Lineage: Eukaryota; Fungi; Glomeromycota; Glomeromycetes; Glomerales; Glomeraceae. The record is from the annotation of a GenBank genome assembly.